CCACCAGCAGGCCCCCAACAACCUAUGGUGUCCCCCAACAAGAUAGUCAAUGCUGCCACGUUCUGCCGAUUUGGUCAGGAAUAUAUUCAUGAAAUCAUCACCAAGGCAACAGAAAUUUUUGGCAGCAGAGGCAGUUUUUGGAAAUGUUCUAAAUUUUUAUUUCAGCUAACAAAUUAUCAAGACAGAAAAACAAAGUUAGAAGAAGAACUUAAAACCUUGUGUGUCACUUUCAAAAAGUUACGAGCUAUUUAUGAUAAAGUUAGGGAGACUUUUGGUGGGGAGGUGGAGACUUUACCAGUAUCUGAAGUUUACCCUUAUGUUUUAGAAGAACAUAGAGAACUUGUAGAGACUUUCGCUCACCGUCCGAGAUUGGAACCUACAACUACUGUUAAUAUGGUUUUUUUUUUUAUUUUUCAGCAAGUUCGAGUGAAAAAUCAACAGCUGAAGGAAAUUAUUGAUCAGAUUCGCUCUAUUAACUGGGAAAUUAACACCAUGAUUACAAUGAGG
This is a messenger RNA of Lottia gigantea (owl limpet), 507 nucleotides long. RefSeq lists its product as hypothetical. The annotation marks the transcript as partial. Gene Ontology annotation, cellular component: mediator complex. The transcript is spliced from 4 exons. Lineage: Eukaryota; Metazoa; Mollusca; Gastropoda; Lottiidae. Gene Ontology annotation, molecular function: transcription coregulator activity. Gene Ontology annotation, biological process: positive regulation of DNA-templated transcription. The record is from RefSeq and is a predicted model, not a curated record.